AUGUCAGAGGAAGUUAUUUCAACGAAAAUCACGAGUGUCAACUAUCUGUCGGAAGAAGGUACCAUAAAGGACAGCAUUACGUUUGUUGCGGCAACCGAAACUUACAGCAACGAUUCCGAUGAAACCGUCGAUGCAGACGUGAAGCUCUCGUAUAAAGAAACUAGGAGCUAUACUUGGAGUUCUCAAUCAUCGAAACCUGCUGUGCCGAUUACGAUUGAAACUAAUCUUCCGGUCAUCGUAAACGAAAAAGUCGAACUAGUUGGACUCUUCAAGGGACCCUGCCAAUGGGGACAACCAAUGGAAUACCCGAAUCAAAUUGAUGUUAAAUACAAAAUUAAAGUGCCGCCUUCCGGAAAGGUAACGGUAAAUUUAAACGUUACGACGGUUGAAUGCGAUGUUCCCUUCCAUUACACUCGGAUCGAUAAUCUUGGCGAUGGAGAAGAGAAGAAAUACGAGAUGGAAGAUGGCACUUAUCAUUGUGUCAUGGAUUCUUUCAGCUUCAAUUAUGAGUAA
This is a messenger RNA of Carica papaya (papaya), 513 nucleotides long. RefSeq lists its product as uncharacterized. Lineage: Eukaryota; Viridiplantae; Streptophyta; Magnoliopsida; Brassicales; Caricaceae. The record is from RefSeq and is a predicted model, not a curated record.